AUGGAUUUUUGGGAGAAAGGCAACAGCAUCCUAUCAAGAGAACAGACUGUCUAUGUUAUUUUUGCUGCUGAUGUAGACUUUGAUGACCUCGUUGAGAUUGUGGCACCAUUCAAAACGGGUUGUUUCAAAGACAGGCAGAUGGCUGAAAGUGAUAGAAAAGAAAAAAGAAAAUGGACAACCAUUGUUAUUAUUAGCUCAUCUCUUAAGAAUUCUGAACUUGCCAUUGCCCUAGAAAAUCAAAGCCAUAAGGUCCGGUAUUCAGAGACAGUGGAAGAUGGAUCAAUUUUAUUUUCUCUAUCUGGAGUUGCUUUUUUAUUGAUGGAUGUUAAAGAAUGUCUUAUGUCAACUGAAGAAGUAUUUAUGGCUAAAAUUGAGAAGUUUAUAAAUGUUCACCAAAAUAGUUUUUUGGUUCUAUCUGCUGCCCUCCAUGGACCCGAAGAAUGGAAACUCAUGUUCAGGAUUCAGCAGAGAUUCCUUGGUGGUAACUUAAAGAUACUUCCAGUACACAACACAGUAAAUGCUAUUAAUCUCAUGUGCACAAUAGCUAAGACUACCUCCAAACUACACAGAGAUAGUCUCUGCUACAGGAUGAUAGCAGCUAAAGCAUAUGUCAUUGAACAAAGUCCUGUUUGGAAAACACUUCAAAAAAUAAAACUAAGUACUGAAUAA
Messenger RNA from Elephantulus edwardii (Cape elephant shrew), 669 nucleotides. It is a transcript of the gene CUNH1orf146, whose product is annotated as chromosome unknown open reading frame, human C1orf146. Gene Ontology annotation, cellular component: chromosome. Bases 1 to 669 code for a protein of 222 amino acids. The transcript has 6 exons. Lineage: Eukaryota; Metazoa; Chordata; Mammalia; Macroscelidea; Macroscelididae. Gene Ontology annotation, biological process: reciprocal meiotic recombination; synaptonemal complex assembly. The record is from RefSeq and is a predicted model, not a curated record.